Cercocebus atys (sooty mangabey) is the source of this 2816-nucleotide messenger RNA. RefSeq names its product pleckstrin homology-like domain, family B, member 3 (gene PHLDB3). The coding region runs from base 639 to 2516 and encodes 625 amino acids. The record is from RefSeq and is a predicted model, not a curated record. The transcript has 14 exons. NCBI's taxonomy places the organism in Eukaryota, Metazoa, Chordata, Mammalia, Primates, Cercopithecidae.
UAGGCAGAAGCGGCUGUGCCCAGCGCGCAGAGCGGAGCGCGCCGAAGCCUGAGCUGGUGAGGGGGCCGAGGCUGUGGGGAGGUGGCGGUUGGACUUCGGAAUCUCAAGGACUCCGACUCCUGGCUUGUUCAGAGAAGGGCAUCCUGGGAGCCCCGACUCCUGGACCCCUGGGUGAGGCGGCAUGGGCGCUGUUGCCCUGCACAGUGGGGUCAGGACUAAGACUACGGGGCUCUGGGAAGGACGGGGCGGGAGCCGAACUGCUGAGUCUCGGAGGGAGAAGAUGGGUCGCCCUACGCGAGUCCAAGGGAUUGUGAGGGGCCGCUGGGAGGGUACGAGGCCUGACACUUGGAGAUGAAAGAGGGGAGGCGGGGUCGAAGAGGCCAGUAGGGGGCGAGCUGCGACCCGGACUCAAAUUCCGGUCCCGUCUCCGGGGGCGUGUCGCUUUGGAACCAUCGAGCCCCGCCUCUGGAAACUUAAGGACACGCCUCCGUAACGCUCAGUUCAAUCCUUUGAACUCUUAGGCCCCGCCUCCUGGGGGGGUCUCCGCGCCCUGGAGCAGACGCGAGAGGCGCUCAGCCCUCCUAGGCCCCGCCCCCGGAGCGCCUGGUCCCGCCCACCCCGCAGGAGCCCGAGCGGCCAUGGGGACGCGGAGCAGCCCCGCCGAAGGGACCCCGCCGCCGCCGGUCCCGGAAUGCGACGUGGAGGUCCAGCCCCAGGGCUAUCCCGAGGAGUCCCGGGAACAGGAGGCUCCCAAGGUACUGGCGGAACCUUCGAGCUGCGGAGGAGCUGAGAAGCAGGGGGAGGAAGAAGAAGAAGUGGGAGAAGGCAGCAGCACUGAGAGCAGCCGCGACGCGCCCGAGGCUACGCCUCCGACAGCGACUGCGUCCAUACCCGCCUCAUCCACCUCUUCGGGGGGAGGGGUGCGAGGGGCGGCGCGGCGCCUGCGAGGACAGCAACUGGAGGCAUUGACUCGCGUGGCCCUGAUGGAGCAGCGAGUGAAGGAGCUACAACGCCAGAGGAAGGAGCUGAGGAUCGAGAUGGAGGUGGAAGUGGCCUUGCUGCGGGGUGAGCUGGCUGGGGAGCGAGUGGCCGCUCGCCGGGAGGAGGAGCAGCUGCGGGAGCUGCUGGGGCAGCAGGCGGCCUCGGAGCAGCGCGGCCGCCAGCAGCGGGAACAGGAACAGAGGCGGCUGAGCCAGGAACGGGAUCGCCUAGAGGGUCUUCGCCAGAGACUCCGGGAGGCCCAGGGACAGCUCGACUCCCAGCCAGAGGACCAGCGCGAGCGGCUUCUGCAGCGUGUGCAGGAGAUGAGGGAACAACUGGAUGUGGCCCAACGCGCCUAUGAGGACCUGGAGUUCCAGCAACUGGAGCGGGAGAGCCGGCAGGAGGAGGAGGAUCGGGACAGCCCUGGGCCCCAGGCGCCAGACCCCAAGGUCCAGGAACUUCAGGCCAGCACGGCGCAGCACAGACGCCGAAUCCGGGUCCUGGAAGAGCAGCUCAAGUCACUGGGGGAGCAGAUGGCAGCCGAGAGCCGGGGGCUGAGCCGGAAGAAGGAGGAGGCCCUUCAGGCCCUGUCACAGGAACGGAGCCGGCUGCUCGAGCUCAAUUGCCUUCAGGGAACACCUGGCGGGGACUUCUCUGAGCCCAACCCAGCCCUCACUAAGGGUGGUUUCACUGGGCAGUGCUCUGACUUAGGGUGGCGAUCAAGCCUUUUUCCUAUGCUCAUGGGCUUUUUGUGUUUUCAGGGCUCCAUUGGCCUCCAGAGGACGGGGAGCCUGCCCCGGAAAAGGGGAGAGAGGGCGAGCCAGAGAGGAUCCCCCCGACCUCUGUCCUUCCAUUGUACUGAAUCCCUGGAGGCCUCAGCUCUCCCGCCAGCAGUGGGGGACUCCGGCAGAUACCCCCUCUACCAGCUGCUGAACUGUGGCCGUGGGAAUAGCUGUGGGGCCGUCCACCCGGACAUUGCCCACAUGGAGCGGCUCCUGCAGCAGGCCAUGGCGGAGAGGGAGCGGCUGCUCAAGGCCCGGGAAGGAACAAGAAGGGGCACGGAAGCUUCCUCAGGCCCUGCUGUCCCUGCCAUCACGGCCCCGCCCACCCCACCCCACCCUCCAGGCCCGCGAAUCUUGGAUCUUCGGCAGCAUCUGGAGGGAUGGGGCCACAACCCAGAAAACUGCCCACAUGUGCAGGUGUCUGGGGGCUGCUGCCGCGGACCCCUGGUAAAGAUGGGCGGCCGCAUCAAGACCUGGAGGAAGCGAUGGUUCUGCUUUGACCGCCAAGCCCGCCGCUUGGCCUACUAUGCGGACAAGGAAGAGACCAAGCUCAAAGGUGUCAUCUACUUCCAGGCCAUUGAGGAAGUCUAUUACGACCACUUACGCUGUGCCUUCAAGAGCCCCAGCCCCCGCCUGACCUUCUGCGUGAAAACCUACGAACGCCUUUUCUACAUGGUGGCUCCGAGUCCCGAAGCCAUGCGCAUUUGGAUGGAUGUCAUUGUGACAGCAGCUGACGAAAACCACGCCCCCUGAGGGGCCCCGCCCACUUGGGGGGAAGUCCCUUCGAGGCUCCGCAGGCGCGAGGGCGUUCCUAGGCCCCGCCCACUGCCGGCAAACUUGGGCGCACGCCUUUGGAACUUUCCUGGGAAUUCCGCAGGCCCCACAGCUCGGCUGGCCUGAGCUGCUGCGUUCUGGGUUGCAGGUGCCUUGCCCCCGACGGGAUCGCCAACCCCUGAGGCCCUGCCUGGGGCAGGAGGAAGAUUGCAGGGGCGGGAAGAAACUAUUUAUUGGUGCUCCUGUGAUACCGAAUUAAAUACGGAAGAAAAACAGGAA